AGAGGCAGAAAAGGAUACUUGGGGGCCUCUUACCACAUCAUCUCGUUCAACAUCCAAAGCGGAGAGCUGGAAGUCAUUGAUAAGAUUCCGUAUGAACAUACAUUCCUCGCUUGCGAAAAUGUCAUCUCAAUCAAGCUCCCUUGGUGGCCUACACUAGUCUCGACGUGCAAACGCCCACAGAAUGCCCAUCUCCAGCACGGAUGCAAUAAUUCUUAG
Molecule: messenger RNA, 216 nt
Organism: Dovyalis caffra
Lineage: Eukaryota; Viridiplantae; Streptophyta; Magnoliopsida; Malpighiales; Salicaceae
Source: the annotation of a GenBank genome assembly